Messenger RNA from Rhodamnia argentea, 1670 nucleotides. RefSeq names its product high affinity nitrate transporter 2.5-like. Gene Ontology annotation, biological process: transmembrane transport. Lineage: Eukaryota; Viridiplantae; Streptophyta; Magnoliopsida; Myrtales; Myrtaceae. The coding region runs from base 76 to 1587 and encodes 503 amino acids. Gene Ontology annotation, molecular function: nitrate transmembrane transporter activity. The transcript is spliced from 2 exons. The record is from RefSeq and is a predicted model, not a curated record.
UCACCGUAUAUACUUUCUUCCAAAGUCACAGAGAGAGAGAGAGAGAGAGAGAGAGAGAGAGUAUCAACAGUUGAGAUGGAUUCUCCCCCGCCCCAGAAGUUCCCACUCCCGGUGGACUCGGAGCACAAGGCCACCGAGUUCCGCCUCUUCUCCGCCGCCAAGCCCCACAUGCGGGCCUUCCACCUCUCCUGGGUCUCCUUCUUCGCCUGCUUCGUCUCCACCUUCGCCGCCCCUCCCCUCAUUCCCAUCAUCCGCGACGACCUCAACCUCACCGCCACAGAUAUUGGCAACGCCGGCAUCGCCUCUGUCUCCGGCGCCGUCUUCGCCCGCGUCGCCAUGGGCUCCGCCUGCGACCUCUUCGGCCCCCGCCUCGCCUCCGCUUCCCUCAUUCUCCUCACCGCCCCCGCCGUCUUCUGCAUGUCCCUCGCCUCCUCUCCCGCCUCCUUCCUCGUCCUCCGUUUCCUCAUCGGCUUCUCCCUCGCCACCUUCGUCUCCACCCAGUUCUGGAUGAGCUCCAUGUUCUCCCCCAACGUCGUUGGCACCGCCAACGGCAUGGCCGGGGGAUGGGGCAACCUCGGCGGCGGCGCCACGCAGCUCAUCAUGCCCUUCGUGUUCGCCAUCAUCCGCGACCUCGGCGCCAUCAAGUUCACCGCGUGGAGGAUCGCCUUCUUCAUCCCCGCCCUGUUCCAGACCCUGUCAGCCUUCGCCGUCAUCCUCUUCGGCCAGGACAUGCCGGACGGCAACUUCAAGGAGCUCGAGAAGGAAGGGGACAAACCCGAGGACGAGUUCUCGAAGGUGCUCUACCACGGCGUCACCAACUACAGAGGGUGGAUACUGGCGUUGACCUACGGGUACUGCUUCGGGGUGGAGUUGACCACCGACAACAUCAUCGCCGAGUACUUCUACGACAGGUUCGACCUGAACCUGCACACGGCGGGGAUGGUUGCGGCGAGCUUCGGGCUGGCGAACCUGUUCUCGAGGCCGAUGGGCGGCGUGAUCUCGGACGUGGUGGGGAAGAGGUUCGGGAUGAGGGGGCGGCUGUGGACGCUGUGGGCGGUGCAGACAAUAGGAGGCGUACUGUGCGUGAUCCUGGGCCGGGUCGGGUCGUUGGGCGCCUCCAUUGCGGUCAUGAUCGGCUUCUCUAUCUUCUGCCAGGCGGCUUGCGGGCUCACUUUUGGUGUGGUUCCCUUCGUCUCCCGGAGGUCGCUGGGGUUGAUCUCGGGAAUGACCGGAGGAGGGGGCAACGUCGGAGCCGUCCUGACCCAACUCAUAUUCUUCAAGGGGUCGAGGUACUCGAAGGAGACGGGAAUAACUCUGAUGGGCGUCAUGAUCAUAUGCUGCUCCCUGCCGAUCGCCUUGAUAUACUUCCCACAGUGGGGUGGCAUGUUCUGCAGCCCGUCCGCGGGGAAUGGCCGGACCGAGGAGGACUACUACUUGUCGGAGUGGAGCGUCAAGGAGCAGGAGAGCGGCUUCCAUCAGGCGAGCGCAAAGUUCGCGGACAAUAGCCGGAGGGAGAGGGGCCGGAGAUUGGUGGCCUCCGCUGAUACAAGUCCAGAUGCCGAGAGCCAUCCUCCGGUGCGGGUCUAGAGCCUGCGUAGGUUGAAUGCGAGGUUCUCGUCCAAUGAAUGAAGUUGUUAGAGUCUGAUGACCUCCAUCUGUGUGAGCUGUGG